AUGGCAACAUCACCACCACCACCACGUCAACCCAUCACAUUCACCGCCGCGGAUGGGGUCAAAUUAGCCGGUUUCCUAUAUCCAGGAGCAGAAGGAGAGAAACGUCCGACGAUAAUCAUGAGUCCUGGUAUGCCCGAAAGUAUAGAACCCUUCCUAACAGCCCUGGCCUCGAAAUUCCAAUCCCACGCCUACACAGUGCUCCUCUACAACAACCGCAACUGGUACACCUCUUCAGGCCACCCACGGAAUGAAACCGACCCCCUGCUCCAAACCCGCGACUACACAGCAGCGUUGAAUUUCUGCCUCGAUCUCCCCUGCUGCGAUCCCAAAAAAUGCAUCUUCUGGGGCGGAAGUCUCAGUGGAGCGAAUGCCAUUUCCGCCGCUGCGAUAGAUUCUCGGGCUUGUGCUGUGAUUGCUCUGGUGCCGACUGUGAGUGGGGAAUUUAUCACGCAGGCAUUGGGACCCAUGGGGAAAUUUAUUCUGGCGGAUAGUGUAGGGGUUACGGUUAAAGGGGUUGGGAGUCAGAGGUUUCCUGUUAGGGAUACGGUGAAUGAUUGUUGGGGCGGGGAGACGGGUUAUGGGGGGUAUUUGGAGGAGUGUUUGCGACUUGGGGGUGAGUGGGAGGAGGAGGCUACGACGAUGAGUAUGUUGUGGUUGCAGGCUAGUGCGCCGCAGAGUUUGAUUGCGAGGGUUAAAGGACGGGUGUUGAUGGUUAUUGCUGAGGAGGAUGUGGUUGUGCCGGUUCCUGCGCAGAGGGAGAUGUUUGGGUUGAUUGAGGGGAGGAAGGGGAAUGAGUUGAUGGUUGUGGRGGGUAAGGGGCAUUUUGAUGUUUAUUAUGGGGAGACGGGGGAGAUGGUUUUGGGGAAGAUGUUGGAGUUUUUGGGCGGGUUGUUUGGGUGA
Messenger RNA from Ramularia collo-cygni, 900 nucleotides. RefSeq lists its product as uncharacterized. NCBI's taxonomy places the organism in Eukaryota, Fungi, Ascomycota, Dothideomycetes, Mycosphaerellales, Mycosphaerellaceae. The record is from RefSeq and is a predicted model, not a curated record. The transcript is spliced from 2 exons. The coding region runs from base 1 to 900 and encodes 299 amino acids.